AUGAUGGCCAGCUACCCCGAGCCCGAGGACGCCGCGGGGGCCCUGCUGGCCCCGGAGACCGGCCGCGCAGCCAAGGAGCCCGAGGCGCCGCCGCCGCCGCCGAGCCCCGGCAAGGGAGGCGGCGGCGGCGCCGGGACAGCCCCGGAGAAACCCGACCCCGCGCAGAAGCCCCCGUACUCGUACGUGGCGCUCAUCGCCAUGGCGAUCCGCGAGAGCGCCGAGAAGAGGCUCACGCUGUCCGGCAUCUACCAGUACAUUAUUGCCAAGUUCCCGUUCUACGAGAAGAACAAGAAGGGCUGGCAGAAUAGCAUCCGCCACAACCUCAGCCUCAACGAGUGCUUCAUCAAGGUGCCGCGCGAGGGCGGCGGCGAGCGCAAGGGCAACUACUGGACGCUGGACCCGGCCUGCGAGGACAUGUUCGAGAAGGGCAACUACCGGCGCCGCCGCCGCAUGAAGCGGCCCUUCCGGCCGCCGCCCGCGCACUUCCAGCCCGGCAAGGGUCUCUUCGGGGCCGGAGGCGCCGCGGGCGGCUGCGGCGUCGCUGGCGCCGGGGCCGACGGCUACGGCUACCUGGCGCCCCCCAAGUACCUGCAGUCCGGCUUCCUCAACAACUCCUGGCCACUACCGCAGCCGCCUUCGCCCAUGCCCUACGCCUCCUGCCAGAUGGCGGCGGCCGCUGCAGCGGCGGCCGCCGCCGCUGCAGCCGCGGGCCCGGGCAGCCCGGGCGCGGCCGCGGUGGUCAAGGGGCUGGCUGGCCCGGCCGCCUCGUAUGGGCCGUACUCACGCGUGCAGAGCAUGGCGCUGCCUCCCGGCGUGGUGAACUCGUACAACGGCCUGGGAGGCCCGCCGGCCGCGCCCCCGCCGCCGCCGCACCCUCACUCACACCCGCACGCACACCAUCUGCACGCGGCCGCCGCACCCCCGCCGGCCCCGCCGCACCACGGGGCAGCCGCACCGCCCCCGGGCCAGCUCAGCCCCGCCAGCCCUGCUACCGCCGCGCCCCCGGCGCCCGCGCCCACUAAUGCGCCGGGCCUGCAGUUCGCCUGCGCCCGGCAGCCCGAGCUCGCCAUGAUGCAUUGCUCUUACUGGGACCACGACAGCAAGACCGGCGCGCUGCACUCGCGCCUCGAUCUCUGA
Molecule: messenger RNA, 1137 nt
Organism: Lynx canadensis (Canada lynx)
Lineage: Eukaryota; Metazoa; Chordata; Mammalia; Carnivora; Felidae
Gene: FOXL2
Product: forkhead box L2
Exons: 1
Coding region: 1-1137 (378 amino acids)
Biological process (GO): cell differentiation; anatomical structure morphogenesis; regulation of transcription by RNA polymerase II
Molecular function (GO): RNA polymerase II cis-regulatory region sequence-specific DNA binding; DNA-binding transcription factor activity, RNA polymerase II-specific
Source: RefSeq, a predicted model, not a curated record